This is a messenger RNA of Solea senegalensis (Senegalese sole), 1314 nucleotides long. Its product is annotated as dual specificity protein phosphatase 26-like. The transcript is spliced from 3 exons. Bases 283 to 870 code for a protein of 195 amino acids. Gene Ontology annotation, molecular function: MAP kinase phosphatase activity; protein tyrosine/serine/threonine phosphatase activity. Gene Ontology annotation, cellular component: cytoplasm. Gene Ontology annotation, biological process: protein dephosphorylation; negative regulation of MAPK cascade. NCBI's taxonomy places the organism in Eukaryota, Metazoa, Chordata, Actinopteri, Pleuronectiformes, Soleidae. The record is from RefSeq and is a predicted model, not a curated record.
GAAAAUAACCCCGCCCACAUUAAAACUUAAAAACAAGUAUUCACACAAUAUAAAGUGUUGCUGGGUUCAGUGUGUCUGCGUCUGCCGGCCAACAUUCAUUUCUUUAAAUAGACGUCUAUUUUAAUGCAAAAGCAUAACACAGGUCCCUGAGGGACUGAUGCACACCAGCUACAUUUAAUACGGGCUCAGACGGUUGCAGCAGCCUUUGAUGAGGACUUUUUCUUACAUGCUGUAAAUGGACUAGUUUGUAAAAGAGAGAACUUCCUCCUCUGUGCAGAAACCAUGUCCUACACCAGUAAACUCCCCGCGUCCUGGAAUGAUCGGCCUCCUCCUCGAAAAGUGGAAAUAGACCUGAGUUCUCCCGGUCUGGCAGUGGUGGAGCUGGAGAAGCUCCUGUUUACGGGCAAAGCCAUCAUCAGCCACGCGGAUGAAGUGUGGCCUCGGCUCUACAUCGGUGACCAGCACAGUGCGGAGAACAAGGCCGACCUGUGCAGUCACCGCAUCACGCACGUCCUGAACGCGGCCCACAGUCAACGCAGAGGACAGGCGCACGUGUACGACAACAUGAUGAUCACAUACAUGGGCAUCGAGGCUCAUGACUCCUGUAACUUUGACAUGAGUGUCAACUUCCAGGCAGCGGCAGACUUUAUCCACAGCGCCCUCAGCAGAGGAGGCUGUGUGCUGGUGCACUGUCACGUGGGAGUGAGCCGCUCGGCCACGCUGGUCCUCGCUUACCUGAUGCUGAAGCAGAACCUGAGCCUGGUGGAGGCCAUUUGUGCCGUGAAAGAGAACCGCGGUGUGAUCCCUAAUCGAGGAUUCCUCAGACAGCUGAUCAGACUCCACGUCCAGCUGUUUGGCAAACACCAGUGAAACCUGGUCCACUUCACACGUCCACAACACGAGGACAAUAAUGUCAUGAACUUAAACGAGAAAAAACAUUUAUAUUCAGUCCGUUAAAACAUGUUGAGUGGAUUAAAGUUUGAAUCCGAGUCAGUUUUUCUUUAUGUAGAAACUUCACUUUAUAUAUAUGUAUAUAUUUAUGUAUAUUAUAUUCUGCUUUUCUUCUUCUUUUGUGUAACACUUGGCUGUUGAAUCUUUAAAAACGUGAGCACAUGACGAGAGGAAGAGGAGACAGAAGGUGGCGAGGAAGAUUGAUCAGAGUGUUGAAUGAUUGAGAAAGUGUCCUUUAUAAGAAGUAGAAGAGUAGAACAGAGCUUAGAGCGGAGUUUGCUCUCAGUAAUCAUUACACAGAACAAAUACAGUGGCCCAUGUGCAAAUAUCAGCUUGUGAUGCAGAAUAAACAAAGUCAAAGUA